This is a messenger RNA of Phytophthora infestans T30-4, 369 nucleotides long. RefSeq lists its product as uncharacterized. The transcript is spliced from 4 exons. The record is from RefSeq and is a predicted model, not a curated record. Lineage: Eukaryota; Oomycota; Peronosporomycetes; Peronosporales; Peronosporaceae. Bases 1 to 369 code for a protein of 122 amino acids.
AUGCAAGGAAGUGAAGCUCGAUACGACGUGGACGGUGAUGCAGUGAUGCAUAACGUCCCGCAACCAGUGUUCGAGUUCGUCCAAGCUCCCAAGUUGACCGACUGGAGCCAGGUGGCUGUUAGUGGUGAGCGACUGGAGGUUGCACUUCGUCCGGUGAAGACUUGUGUUGACCCGGAGCUGCUUGAAGUACUUUGUCUCUAUGAACUCCGUAAGGCCGUCGAUGAUGUAACCAACACGGAAUUGGUUGCUCUGAUUGACGCAAAGCUUGGGUCCGUGAAAAACGCCCAGUAUUAUCGGGACUUCGCAACGCUCAUCAAGGAGAACGGACUUAGCAAGAUCCUUGGAGUGGUACGAAUGUCGAGAAGCUAA